AUGAACGUAAUGCUUUUAAUAAUUUUUUAUAAUUCAAAAUUAAGUUUAUUUUUAAAAAAAUUGGUAUAUUUGAUUAUGAUUGCAUUUCGAAAAGUACAGAAUCUGUUUUUUCAAAUUAAAUUUUAUCUUCGAAUAUACCUGUUUAAUAUUAAUAUAGUGUUUAAUGAAGAUUUAGUACUUACAUGUUAUACUUUUCUAAUUGAUAAAACUUUUUGUAUCAAUUUAUGA
This is a messenger RNA of Pneumocystis murina B123, 228 nucleotides long. RefSeq lists its product as hypothetical. Lineage: Eukaryota; Fungi; Ascomycota; Pneumocystomycetes; Pneumocystales; Pneumocystaceae. The record is from RefSeq and is a predicted model, not a curated record. Bases 1 to 228 code for a protein of 75 amino acids. The transcript is spliced from 9 exons.